Molecule: messenger RNA, 1312 nt
Organism: Aspergillus candidus
Lineage: Eukaryota; Fungi; Ascomycota; Eurotiomycetes; Eurotiales; Aspergillaceae
Gene: trr1
Product: thioredoxin-disulfide reductase TRR1
Exons: 3
Coding region: 150-1196 (348 amino acids)
Biological process (GO): removal of superoxide radicals
Cellular component (GO): cytoplasm
Molecular function (GO): thioredoxin-disulfide reductase (NADPH) activity
Source: RefSeq, a predicted model, not a curated record
CCGCCUUUCGUCGCUUUCCCUUCUCCUCCCUUCGCUCCUCCUUUGGAUUGACCGCCGCUGCCGCGUCGUCCCUGCACAAGAACUCCCCCCCGCCUACCUCGGCUCUUUCAAACAACCUCACGACGCCGUUGCGCGUCAAUUCUGCCAGAAUGGUUCACAGCAAAGUCGUUAUCAUCGGUUCCGGCCCCGCCGCCCACACCGCCGCCAUCUACCUGUCGCGAGCGGAGCUGAAGCCCGUCAUGUACGAAGGCAUGCUGGCGAACGGCACCGCCGCCGGUGGCCAGCUGACCACCACCACCGACAUUGAGAACUUCCCCGGUUUCCCCAACGGCAUCGGUGGCGCGGAGUUGAUGGACGAGAUGCGCAAGCAGUCCGCCCGGUUCGGCACCGAGAUCAUCACCGAGACCAUCUCCAAGGUGGACCUGUCGCAGCGACCCUUCAAGCUGUGGACGGAGUGGAACGACGGCCCGGACAACGAGCCCGCCCACACCGCCGACGCCGUCAUCAUCGCCACGGGCGCCAACGCCCGUCGCCUGGACCUCCCCGGCGAGCAGAAGUACUGGCAGAACGGCAUCAGCGCCUGCGCUGUCUGCGACGGCGCCGUGCCCAUCUUCCGCAACAAGCCCCUGUACGUGAUCGGUGGUGGCGACUCCGCCGCUGAGGAGGCCAUGUUCCUCGCCAAGUACGGCAGCAGCGUCACUGUCCUGGUCCGUCGCGACGCCCUCCGCGCCAGCAAGACCAUGGCCAAGCGCCUCCUCGAGCACCCCAAGGUGAACGUCCGGUGGAACACCGUGUGCGUCGAGGUGCUCGGCGAGGACAAGCCCCGCGGCCUGAUGACCCACCUGCGCGUCAAGGACACCGUCACCGGCAAGGAGGAGACCGUCGACGCCAACGGCCUCUUCUACGCCGUCGGUCACGACCCCGCCACCGCUCUGUUCAAGGGCCAGGUCGACCUCGACGACGAGGACUACAUCCUCACCAAGCCCGGUACCAGCAUGACCAGCCUCGAGGGUGUGUUUGCCGCUGGUGACGUUCAGGAUAAGCGUUAUCGCCAGGCCAUCACUAGUGCCGGAACCGGCUGCAUCGCCGCCCUGGAAGCCGAAAAGUUCAUCUCCGAGAUCGAGGCCGAGGCACCCGCCACUUCCACCGAGAAGCCCGACACCGCCGUGGAAUACAAGACCAACCCGUUGCUGUGAACUCCAUUAUACUCCUCUCCUCCCUCACUCCUCCAGACAUGACAUGACAUGACUUCCUCUGUUUUUUAUUCCUGAAUAGAUAUCUAGAUUAUGACGUCUCUCUGAGUCUCUAGACA